AUGGUUUCCACUGACUCAAAGUUCAUUGACACAGUUUUCUGCAGGUUUUCUGUGCAGGAAUAUGGUAAAUUCCGCAUUAUGCCUAUUAAUGAAGCUGCCAUUUCACUUGCUGAGAGUGGAAAAAUUGGAGCGCUAAACUUGCUCUUCAAGCGUCAUCCAUAUUCUUUGUCUCCAUUUAUGUUGGAAAUUUUAGCUGCCAUUCCAGAAACAGUUCCUGUACCAAUGUAUGGGCAGCUUCUUCCGGGGAGGUCUCCUCCAUCUGGUUUUGCUGUAAGGCAAGAUGAUUGGGUUGAAUGUGAGAAGAUGGUCCAUUUCAUCAAUGCAUCAGUUAAAAACCGUGACAUUCUAAUAAAAGUCAAAACUGAACCUCUGGUUAAGCAUCUCCUUGGAUUUCGUUGGCCAACAAUUGAUGAACUCUCUUCCUGGUAUACAAAUAGGGCUAGAGCGAUGGAUUAUUUUAGUGGGCAGCUGGAUAAUUGCCUCAGCCUGCUUGAGUUUGCUCUGCGCAAAGGCCUAUCUGAGUUACAGCAGUUCCAUCAGGAUGUCUUAUACUUGAGUCAAAUUAUUUAUACCAAUGAUGAUGAUAGUGAAAUGAGCUUCAACAUGAAUCUUGCCAUGUGGGGAGAAUUGUCAGACUAUGAAAAAUUUAAAUUUAUGCUUAAGGGAGUGAAAAAGGAAAAUGUGACUGAAAGGUUACACAAUAGAGCCAUUCCUUUUAUGUGUGAAAAGUUUCGCAAGGCAUCUCUAACCGGAGAUGUCACUCUUUCUGAUAAUACAAAUCAAAAUAUAGAUGAAUCAUUUUUAGUCAGAUGGUUGAAGGAAACUUCUGGGGAGAAUAAAUUGGACAUAUGCUUGGUGGUAAUUGAAGAAGGGUGCAGAAACUUCCAAAGUAAUGACUAUUUUAAAAGUGAGGUUGAAGCUGUUGAUUGUGCUUUGCAAUGCAUAUACUUGUCGACAGUUACAGAUAGGUGGAGUAUUAUGGCUGCUAUACUAUCUAAACUUCCUCAACUACAUGGUGAGUUUGGCUUUAUGUCUAUUCUAAUUUCUUAA
This is a messenger RNA of Sphenostylis stenocarpa, 1050 nucleotides long. NCBI's taxonomy places the organism in Eukaryota, Viridiplantae, Streptophyta, Magnoliopsida, Fabales, Fabaceae. The record is from the annotation of a GenBank genome assembly.